AUGGCAUUGCCAGCAUCCGCCACAGCACUUCGAGGUCUAGGAUGUCACAAUUGUCGGCAAUGGGCUCUACGAACAUUCAUCGCAAGCAUUGGCGGAAAGGACACAUCCUCGACAGUACCGCAACAACGGAGGACUAUCGCACAAUCGACCUGGCGCAGCAAUAGCGCGAGAGAAAGAGUCCAGGAGCAUGACCAUAUCCUGAACGAUAUCAAUGAUAUCGCACCAUCAAGAUGGACGCCAGCGAAUUCGUCAUCUCUUGCUUCGUAUGACGGCGCUGAGGAAAGAGCUUUCGCAGAAGUCAUGGACAGCGAUACAGGUGUGGACGAUGGCAACGCUGUGAGGUCUUUCACUACACUCGAUCAACGUACAUCUCGAAGGGUCGAGAAUGGUACCGAGAUUGCACGAGAUGAUGUUACGGAAGAGCAGAAGGAGGGUUCAUCCAUACCAUGGUAUCUUCAACAAAGCCAGCAACCAACCGAACCACCGACUUUCGAGAACCCCAUGGCAGCUCGCCAACAGAUACCCGACCUACCAGACCAUGCGCCGUCAAUACUCGAGCCCUUGCUGAACAACAUCUCCAUCGAGCAAGGCAUGGACGAUCUCAAUCUCCUCGACCUUCGCACUAUCGAUCCUCCUCCAGCACUAGGCUCGAACCUGAUCAUGAUCGUCGGCACCGCGCGAUCAGACAAACAUCUCCACGUCUCAGCCGACCGGCUCUGUCGCUGGAUAAGGACAAAAUACAAGGACCUAACACCCUACGCCGACGGCCUCCUGGGUCGAAACGAACUGAAGCUCAAACUCAAGCGUCGCGCAAAACGUACCAGAUUGAUUAACGCAGUCGGCGCCUCCCACACCUCAGCCGGUUCCGGCUCAGCAGAAGACUCGGACAUGGAUGUCGAAGAAGGUAUCAGGACGGGCUGGGUUUGUGUGAAUAUUGGACGGGUUGAGGGUGGUGAGUUGCCUGAGCAGAAGGCUAGACGGGAGGAGAGGGAGAAGGGCCUUGUAGGGUUUGGGGAGGGGGAAAGUGGGUGUGCGAUUGUGGUGCAGUUGAUGACGGAGGAGAAGAGGGAGGAAGUUGGGCUGGAGAGGUUGUGGGGUGGGAUUUUGAGGGCGAGUAGGAAGGAGGCUGCUGCUGUUGCGGCUGAGAAGGAGGAGCGGGAUGCUGGGGUGCUAGAGCAGUCGUUGGGGUCUGGCGAGGCUGUCAAUGAUGAUGGUGAGCAGCCUAGGGUUGUUGGCAUUGCUGCAUGA
Messenger RNA from Recurvomyces mirabilis, 1248 nucleotides. It is a transcript of the gene ATP25, whose product is annotated as ATPase synthesis protein 25 mitochondrial. Gene Ontology annotation, biological process: mitochondrial gene expression; mRNA stabilization. Gene Ontology annotation, cellular component: mitochondrion. The coding region runs from base 1 to 1248 and encodes 415 amino acids. Lineage: Eukaryota; Fungi; Ascomycota; Dothideomycetes; Mycosphaerellales; Teratosphaeriaceae. The record is from RefSeq and is a predicted model, not a curated record. The transcript has a single exon.